Protopolystoma xenopodis is the source of this 510-nucleotide messenger RNA. The record is from the annotation of a GenBank genome assembly. Lineage: Eukaryota; Metazoa; Platyhelminthes; Monogenea; Polystomatidea; Polystomatidae.
AUGUUUAAUGAGCUCACAUCAUUACAAUUUCACUCUUUCGCACUCUGCUCGCUCGCCCUCUCGAGUCUGCCACCUCAGAAGGGGGCUCUCAAUCUCUGGAGCCGACGCCAACUGCAGCCCAACACAGACGCGAAACGUGUGGCUUUAGUUAUUCUUUCUGGCGCAAGGCGAAGCAAGUUAUUGCCGUCUAACACGCCAAAAACAUGUUUUCCACAGCACAGCCAGUUGAGUCGAGACGAUGGUAAUAUGUACCAGUUUGUGGAAGACACGAAAGUCGUCUGUGUCAAGCCUAACCUCAAUGCACCCCUCCUCGUCCACGCCCAUUCACACGUCCGCCCAGCUACAGAUCAAGCCAAAGAUGGACGCAUCUGCAAGGCAAGGACCAGCCUACAGAAGCGGCCUUUUCAGAUUCCCUUAAGUUGUGUUGAUAGGUGCUUUUACCUAUUCAUAUCACAAAGGCAUUCAAGGGCCUACUUUAUGCGCAAACUUUGUGUGUUGCACAACCGAUAA